Messenger RNA from Perca fluviatilis (European perch), 1844 nucleotides. RefSeq names its product potassium channel, subfamily K, member 5b (gene kcnk5b). The record is from RefSeq and is a predicted model, not a curated record. Gene Ontology annotation, molecular function: potassium ion leak channel activity. The coding region runs from base 260 to 1594 and encodes 444 amino acids. Gene Ontology annotation, cellular component: membrane. Gene Ontology annotation, biological process: potassium ion transmembrane transport; stabilization of membrane potential. NCBI's taxonomy places the organism in Eukaryota, Metazoa, Chordata, Actinopteri, Perciformes, Percidae. The transcript has 5 exons.
AUGUUAGCCUAGUUUUGUGAGACUAAAGACAAUAAGUGUUUUUUGUAGUUCUCCACUGGUUGUUGAUAAUAAUAGGAUAAUUUGUAUAGGCUAUAAGGCUAUAAAUACAGCGCCAGAAGAAGUGACAAAGGAGUUUAUCGGUCCCCGCUGAGAGCCGUGUAAUGCAACCCCAUGUUUUACCAGGAAGAAAGCUGGGCGGGUAGGAUACCGACAGAACGCAGGACGGAGCCAUUCGGAAGACUGAAGUUAUGACUUUAAUAUGGCUGAUAAGGGUCCGUUUUUAACUUCGUGUAUUAUUUUCUAUUUGUCCAUCGGGGCCGCGAUAUUCCAAAUUCUCGAAGAGCCAAAUUGGAAAGCAGCCAGAGACGAAUAUAUUCUACAAAAGGAAAACAUUUUGAAGAACCAUGCUUGCUUAACAAAGGAAAGUCUGGAUGAGAUUAUAGAGAUAGUGUCACAGGCUGCGGGCCAAGGUGUGACCAUCACUGGGGAGAAACAUCGCAACUCGUGGGACUGGGCCAACUCUGUCAUCUUUGCUGCCACCAUUGUCACCACUAUUGGUUAUGGUAAUGUUGCUCCCAAGACUCAAGGUGGUCGUGUGUUCUGCAUCCUGUAUGGUCUGUGUGGGAUCCCCCUGUGUCUGGUAUGGAUAAGCGAGCUGGGCUCGUUCUUUGGAGACAGGACUAAACGUCUGUCCCAGGUUCUGAUCCAUAAAGGCGUUUCAGUGAAAAAGGUCCAGUUAACCUGCACAGUCCUAUUCCUGUUAUGGGGGCUGUUUGUGCACCUGGUGAUCCCUCCAUUUAUUUUCAUGUCUAUGGAAGGAUGGAGCUACCUGGAGGGCUUCUACUUCUCUUUCAUCACACUCACAACGGUUGGUUUUGGAGAUUAUGUGGCAGGUGUAAAUCCAAACAUGGAAUACCCCAGACUGUACAGAGUGUUUGCAGAGUUAUGGAUUUACAUGGGCCUGGCCUGGCUGUCUCUGUUCUUUAGCUGGAACGUCCACAUGGUUGUGGAAGCCCACAAGGUGCUUAAGAAAAGAAGACACAGGCACAGACACUUGGAACUCCAGCCUGUUAAGGAGAAGCACAACCCAGAAGUAAGACCAUCGGUUAUCGACAUCUUCAACUUCCUAUCAGAGAAGGACGAGGACUACAGCACCGUCAUCAAGAAGAUUGGAACCACAGCAUAUAUAAGAAAGCCUGCAGAGAGCAUAAAUCGCUCCAAGAGCUGCAGCGACAUCUUGGCCACCGACAUCCAGACCCUGGAUCACUCGCCUCGGCACAGACGCAUGCUCAGCGUCAGUCAAUUGUUCAUAAAAGCAGAGCCUGUAUUGGAAGACGGCGAACACGAGGCGCGUCCUCAAAUACAAGAAAGCGACGGAGACACUAAACCUGCAGAAUGUGUGAGGACAGAUAAUAAGGAGAACAAGGACAGUUGUGCAUUUGAUUCAGAAGCUGCUGGUAUCUUCUUCACUGUACCGACCAAAUGUGUUAUGAAGAAGAAAAGGGUACAGCAUCCUGGUGGUGGAAGGACUAGGUUUACAACAUCCAAGGUAGUAGAGGAAGAUUUCUUUAUGGAUAAAGAUGAAAAAGGGUAAAAGAUAUUUUCUAAAACAUCAUAUACCUUUACCAAAAUUGUGGCUGUGUUGUGAGUUUUAUAUGACAAUAUUAUAAAUACUGUCAUUUUUCAAGAAAACAAACAUUUCAUAUCAAGAAAACAGCAUUUUGUGAAAAGGAUACAAAAUGAAUGUUAGAUGGUUUCCUGCUUUAAAAUGACAUGAGUCAUUGUCUGUAUCAAGAAAAAUAUUACUUUUUGCAAACGGUGAAUAAAGAUUAUUUUUAUUUUUA